ACCGGAAUACCGGUUUAGGAGGAAAAUUGGUGCGUAAUCGGUUUUGAAAAAUGCAAAACCGGUGCCUACCGGUUCGGUCCUAGAUUUUGUACAAAACCGGACCGAACCGGACCGGUUACACCCCUACAAGUCAUUUCAAUGUCUUCGAAUAAUCUCUCUGGUCCUCUCCCAUCAAAUCUAGGCCUUUUCCUCCCAAAUCUUCAGGUGCUUGAGCUUGGGGUAAAUGAACUCAAUGGAACAAUUCCCAGCUCCAUCUCCAAUGCAUCACAACUCACUGUUCUAGACAUGUCUAUGAACUCAUUAUCUGGCUUCAUUCCAAAUACAAUUGGUAAUUUAGCUCUCCUCCAGUAUCUCAACCUAGAAAUCAAUAAUUUGACUAUUGGAUCUCCAGAAAUGAAUAGCCUUUUCUCUUCUUUGUCAAAUUGCAAAGACCUGGAAGUGUUAUCUUUUGCAGGAAAUCCACUAAAUGCUAUCCUUCCCAAUUCCAUUGGAAAUCUCUCCACUUCUCUUUAGAAGAUUUCAUUGUAUAAUUGCAGUAUCAAGGGCCGCAUUUUCCAAGAUAUUGGCAAUUUAAGCAGCUUGACAAGUUUCUCCUUAGGGAACAAUGAGUUGGUUGGACUGAUUCCAACUGCAUGGGGGAAAUUGGGAAUGCUCCAAGGUUUGUCCCUAGAAAAUAAUAGAUUGCAGGGUCCCAUCCCAUCAAAUCUUUGUCAUUUAAAGAGCUUAUCUAAGUUAUAUUUACGAGGCAAUGAGCUAGUUGGACAAAUUCCUGGAUGCAUAAAUAAUCUGGCUUUGCUAAGAUACCUCUACAUAGGCUCAAACAAAUUAACUUCUAUGGUUCCUUUGGGCUUGUGGAGCUUGACAGAUUUAUUGGUGGCUGACCUAUCAUCAAAUUCUCUAAGUGGCCCCCUCUCAUUAGAGCUUGGAAAUGUGAAGGUACUGAUAGAGUUGGAUUUAUCAAACAAUCAAUUAUCAGGUGAUAUCCCAGUAACAAUUGGUAGUCUCAAAAAUCUGUAUUUUCUCUCCUUAGUAGGAAAUCAAUUAGAAGGUUCAAUUCCUAAAUCAUUUGGUGAUUUGGUAAGCUUGGAGCAGUUGGAUGUUUCCAAUAAUAAUUUAUCUGGAGAGAUUCCCAAAUCCUUAGAAGCACUCAUAUAUCUUAAAUAUCUGAAUGUCUCAUUCAAUAGACUACGAGGAGAAAUUCCUACAAGAGGACCAUUUCCAAACUUCUCGGCUACAUCAUUUAUGUCAAAUGAUGCACUUUGUGGUGCUCCCCAAUUGCAAGUUCUCCCUUGCAAAAAAGAUACUUCUCGAUCAACAAGGUCCAAAAUAAGGCAUAUACUAACAUUUUUACUACCUGCAAUUGGAUUAACAUUAAUACUUGUGGCAUCCCUCGUAUUAAUCUCAAAAAAAUUCCAAAAGAAGUCAACAGGUUUGGUAGACUUGUCUCCUUUAGCACCAUGGAGAAGAGUUUCUCACUAUGAGCUUCUACGAGCAACAGAAUGGUUUAAUCCAAGUAAGUUGAUUGGAGAAGGGAGUUUUGGGUCUGUGUACAAAGCAACAUUCUUGGAUGGGAAGGAUUUUGCAAUAAAAGUUUUGAAUUUGCAAAUAGAAGGGGCAUUUCAUAGCUUUGAUGUAGAGUGUGAGCUACUAAGUAAUAUUCGUCAUCGGAAUCUUGUCAAAAUCAUUAGUGCUUGCAGUAAUAUCGACUUCAAAGCCAUUGUAUUGGAAUACAUGCCUAAUGGGAACUUGGAGACUUGGCUUUAUUCUGGUGACCGCUUUUUGAGUAUGUUACAAAGGCUAAACAUAAUGAUUGAUGUGGCGACAGCACUAGAAUACCUUCAUUUCGGUUACUCAAAAACAAUUGUUCACUGUGAUUUGAAGCCUAACAAUAUAUUGUUGGAUGAAGAAAUGGUUGCACAUGUUGCUGAUUUUGGAAUAUCCAAGCUCUUAGAAGAUGAGGAUCUUAUAAAGCGAACCAUGACCCUUGCUACUAUUGGGUAUAUGGCACCAGAGUAUGGAUUUGAAGGAAUUGUUUCUACAAGAGGAGACGUGUAUAGCUAUGGCAUUUUACUGAUGGAAACUUUCACGAGAAAGAAGCCUACAGAUAACAUAUUUGUUGAAGAGAUGAACUUGAAGCGCUGGGUAGAGGAAUCUCUAGAUGAUCGCUCCAUAGUUGAAAUCAUUGAUGCUAGUUUGCUAGGAGACGAAAGAUAUAAUGAUGCAGCUACGAUGGACAGCGUAUUAUCUAUCAUGGGACUAGCUUUGGACUGUUGCGUAGAUUCACCUGAAGAGAGGAUCAAUACAAGAAGUAUUCCAAUAGCACUCAACAAGAUCAAAUCCAAGUUUUUACAAGAUUUUCAAAGAACCUGAUCAUUUUAGAUAUAUGUUGAUCUUCUUAAUUUGUCUGCGACUCUUCUUUAGUUAAUGUUUGUUCAUUUCCAAAUAUUACAACGGUGACUCCCAUCUAAGAUA
Messenger RNA from Carya illinoinensis, 2472 nucleotides. Its product is annotated as receptor kinase-like protein Xa21. Gene Ontology annotation, biological process: protein phosphorylation. Gene Ontology annotation, molecular function: receptor serine/threonine kinase binding; protein kinase activity; ATP binding. The coding region runs from base 649 to 2370 and encodes 573 amino acids. The record is from RefSeq and is a predicted model, not a curated record. The transcript is spliced from 2 exons. NCBI's taxonomy places the organism in Eukaryota, Viridiplantae, Streptophyta, Magnoliopsida, Fagales, Juglandaceae.